CCUGUGGCAGGCGGGCAGCAUGGCGGCCGUGGAGGCGCGCGUGUGCGAGACGGCGGGCUGCAGCAGCGAGGCCAAGCUGCAGUGCCCCACCUGCCUCAAGCUGGGCAUCCAGGGCUCCUACUUCUGCUCCCAGGAAUGUUUUAAAGGAAGCUGGGCUACUCACAAGUUAUUACACAAGAAAGCAAAAGAUGAAAAAGCUAAACGUGAGGUUUCCUCUUGGACCCUAGAGGGUGACAUCAACACAAACCCUUGGGCUGGUUAUAGAUACACGGGUAAACUCAGACCACAUUAUCCACUGACGCCAACAAGGCCUGUGCCAAGCUAUAUUCAGAGACCGGAUUAUGCCGAUCACCCACUAGGAAUGUCUGAAUCAGAACAGGCUUUAAAAGGAACCUCUCAAAUAAAAAUCCUCUCAUCUGAGGAUAUAGAAGGGAUGCGAGUAGUGUGUAGGCUUGCUAGGGAAGUAUUGGAUGUUGCUGCCAUGAUGGUGAAAGCAGGUGUAACUACUGAAGAAAUUGAUCAUGCUGUCCAUAUAGCUUGCAUUGCAAGGAAUUGCUAUCCUUCCCCUCUGAAUUACUAUAAUUUCCCUAAGUCAUGCUGUACGUCAGUGAAUGAAGUGAUCUGUCAUGGAAUUCCUGAUAGGAGGCCUUUGCAGGAAGGCGAUAUUGUUAAUGUGGAUAUUACUGUCUAUCGUAAUGGCUACCAUGGAGAUCUGAAUGAGACAUUUUAUGUUGGAGAAGUCGAUGAGGGUGCAAGGAGACUUGUCCAGACAACUUACGAGUGCCUAAUGCAAGCCAUCGACGCAGUAAAACCUGGUGUUCGGUAUAGAGAACUCGGAAACAUUAUUCAGAAACAUGCUCAAGCAAACGGAUUCUCAGUGGUUCGGAGCUACUGCGGGCAUGGAAUCCAUAAACUUUUCCAUACAGCCCCCAAUGUGCCACAUUAUGCCAAAAACAAGGCAGUUGGAGUAAUGAAGCCAGGGCAUGUAUUUACAAUCGAACCAAUGAUCUGUGAAGGUGGUUGGCAGGAUGAGACGUGGCCCGAUGGCUGGACAGCAGUAACAAGAGAUGGAAAACGAUCUGCCCAGUUUGAACACACGCUGCUGGUCACCGACACAGGCUGUGAGAUCCUAACGCGGCGGCUGGAUAGCAUUCGUCCACAUUUCAUGUCCCAGUGAUAGUCUGGACUGAGUGGGUGGAUCUGAAAGAUACAUAUAUUUUUUUUUUCUCUGUACUAUGCAUUUUAUUAAGAGUACAGAAUAGAGGGGGAGUUCAUCAUUUAUUUUGUUCUCACUGACUGUAGUUAAGAGGAAUAUCUUGAAGAACCUGACCCAAUGUCUGAAAAAGCAGAGAAGGAUUUAAAAUAUUUUCUGCUUUCCUCCUACCUGCAACACUCGUACUAUGUUUUCUUUUUUAUUUUCCUUCAAUUACUUCUUUAGCACCUUUCUUCCAAUUAGAUCUGCAGUUGCUUCUAUUGCUGCCAGGAUACUAGCUAGAAAAAUGUGGGGUGACCUUUCCCACUAGGACUUGAUAUUUUGGGAUCCAGGUUUUUUCACUACUUCAGUGUGCUCUGUCUCUCUUGGUGCCUGAGUGGCRCCUGAAUUUUAAGUGUUCCUAGUUCCAAAGACCUGCUCUUGCUUCUGCAAAUACUGUUGUAAUGGGCUGGGCCUUGUUUAUCAGUUGAGAAGAAUUGUGGGGGAGAAGGAAAGAGAUGCAUGUUGCCAAGAAUAGUUUGCCCUUACCUUUAGUUCUGUCCCAUCUCUCUGCUGAUUGCCUCUGUUGUAAUUGUCACUGUUGGUGGCACACUGUGUUAAUGGCGGGAUUUGCUUUUAUUGCUGGAGAAUGAUAGUACCGACUGCCUGUGGGGAAAAUUACUAAAUUCUGUGUUAAGUGCAGCUCCCUGGAACGAGCAGCUUCGCUGCUCGUUGGUGCUUGGCAAUCUCCUGCUCAGGAAGCUCAGUGAAACUGCUCUAUCUGCCUUGAGUAGAGAAAGGAAUGAACAAGAGCCUGAAAAUUCACAUGUGCCAUGGGAUCCCUGGGUUAGUUAGCAGUGGGGCAUUUUCUAGAGGUGCACCCACAGUAGCUGUGGGGGAGUGGAUUUGCAAGACUUACACUGAGCUACAUAUGGAUCUCAUGAACUAAGUCUGAGGGUGAGAAGGGGAAGCAUCUUCAUUUUUUUAAACAGUUAAGGGAUUUUCCCCCCAACAGUUGGCUUAAGGAGACAGCUGAUCAGUUCCCUCAGAGAGGGUAUAGGAUGGGCUACGACAGAACAUAAACCACUUUCUUGUCUGUUAAUGUGUCAGCUAAGCUAGAAACUGUCAGCUUAAGGAUUGUGGACUGAUUAAGCCUCUGUCUUCUUCCUCCCCUUCUUUUUCCCUGUCCACUUCCUUUCCAAAAAAUCUUUGCUGUGUCUGCGAGGGAGUCUAUUUUUUUCUGUUUUUCUGAGCUGUAAUUAUUUCAGACCCCACGGCAGACUUCAGGUCUUGCACCACUGUAACACAAGAAAUAGUUGAACCAAUGCAGACAUAUUAAAUCAUGCAAUCACGCGCAUAAAACACACCUUUUAUGAGGUGCCUGGUGAAUCUGUUGCCACAUUAGACCUAACCUUUUGAGUACUGCAUGCCCCUGGCUCCCCAUGGCACUGCACAAUCUGAACGGGGGCAAGGGGUUAGUGCUCCAUAGAACUGGACUUGCUCCAUGUACUACCAAAUACCAAACCUACCAGAAAAUGUCUUCUCUUCCCCGAGUGCCUCAGACCUCUGCUGUAAGAGUAUCAGUGCGGUAACAUUUUCAUUACCUUUAUUUUUUAAUUAUGCAGUAAAGUGACCUGAGAUGAUGCAUAUGGAGUGAGUGUGUAUGUGUGCAUGUGUGCGCUUGAGUGUGUAGGUUUUAACUAAACAGACUGUAGCACCUGAGUGGAAUUACUUGCAUUGAAUGAGAUGCAAUGAGAUGACUAUCCUGGA
This is a messenger RNA of Nothoprocta perdicaria, 2962 nucleotides long. It is a transcript of the gene METAP1, whose product is annotated as methionyl aminopeptidase 1. The coding region runs from base 20 to 1177 and encodes 385 amino acids. Lineage: Eukaryota; Metazoa; Chordata; Aves; Tinamiformes; Tinamidae. Gene Ontology annotation, molecular function: metalloaminopeptidase activity. The record is from RefSeq and is a predicted model, not a curated record. Gene Ontology annotation, biological process: proteolysis. The transcript has 11 exons.